Messenger RNA from Dryobates pubescens (Downy woodpecker), 4511 nucleotides. RefSeq names its product Ras protein specific guanine nucleotide releasing factor 2 (gene RASGRF2). Gene Ontology annotation, biological process: positive regulation of GTPase activity; Ras protein signal transduction. Lineage: Eukaryota; Metazoa; Chordata; Aves; Piciformes; Picidae. Gene Ontology annotation, molecular function: guanyl-nucleotide exchange factor activity; protein binding. The transcript is spliced from 27 exons. The coding region runs from base 319 to 4035 and encodes 1238 amino acids. Gene Ontology annotation, cellular component: plasma membrane. The record is from RefSeq and is a predicted model, not a curated record.
GCAGCUCUCCGCCACCGCGUCGCUCCCCUCCCGCGGGGCGUCGGCGAGGAGGGGCGGAGGAGGCGGAGGAGGAGGGAGGACGGGGACUGACAUACACACACAUCCCCUCCACAAACACACACACGGGGUUGUGGGGGGAUGAAGCGGCGGGUUUAGCGGCAUCCGCCCCCGGGGGCGGGCGGAGCUCUGUGCCGCCCGUCGGUGCGUGCCAGCGCCCAUGAAGCGCUGCCGUGGCGCGGCACAGCCGCUGCCGGUGCCGGCGCGCUGAGUGCCCGCGAAGGCUGCCCUGCGGCGGUGGGCCGCAAGCUCCCGGCCACCAUGCAGAAGAGUGUGCGGUACAACGAGGGGCACGCCCUAUACCUGGCCUUGUUGGCCCGCAAGGAAGGCACCAAGAGGGGUUACCUGAGCAAGAAGACGGCAGAGACCAACCGCUGGCACGAGAAGUGGUUCGCCCUCUACCAAAACGUGCUUUUCUACUUCGAGGGCGAGCAGAGCGCCCGGCCCGCUGGCAUGUACAUGCUUGAGGGUUGCAACUGCGAGAGGGUACCGGCUCCCAAAGGCUGCGCCGCCGGCAGCGCCAAGGAUGCUGCUCUGGACAAGCAGCAUUACUUCACUGUUCUUUUUGGCCAUGAAGGGCAAAAGCCACUGGAGCUCCGUUGUGAGGAUGAAGCUGAUGGAGAUGAAUGGGUAGAAGCUAUUCACCAAGCUAGUUAUUCAGAUAUUCUCAUUGAAAGGGAGGUGUUAAUGCAGAAGUACAUUCAUCUUGUCCAGAUUGUGGAGACUGAAAAGAUUGCAGCCAAUCAGCUUCGACAUCAGCUUGAGGAUCAAGACACAGAAAUUGAAAGACUUAAAUCUGAGAUUGUAGCUCUCAAUAAAACAAAAGAAAGAAUGCGACCUUACCAAGGCAACCAGGAAGAUGAGGAUCCAGAUAUUAAAAAGAUUAAAAAGGUUCAGAGCUUUAUGCGGGGCUGGUUAUGUAGAAGAAAAUGGAAGACUAUUGUCCAAGAUUAUAUCUGUUCUCCCCAUGCAGAAAGUAUGAGAAAAAGGAAUCAGAUAGUUUUUAAUAUGGUGGAGGCUGAAUCUGAAUAUGUGCAUCAACUUUAUGUUCUCGUGAACUGCUUUCUGCGGCCCUUAAGGAUGGCUGCAAGUUCAAAGAAGCCACCUAUCAGUCAUGAUGAUGUUAGUAGCAUUUUCCUCAACAGUGAAACAAUCAUGUUUCUUCAUGAGAUAUUUCAUCAAGGCUUAAAAGCAAGAAUAGCUAAUUGGCCUACUUUAAUCCUGGCUGACUUAUUUGACAUUCUGCUGCCAAUGCUGAACAUAUAUCAAGAAUUUGUUCGGAAUCAUCAGUAUAGUCUGCAAGUACUGGCAAACUGUAAACAAAACAGAGAUUUUGACAAACUGUUGAAGCAAUACGAAGCCAACCCAGCAUGUGAGGGGCGAAUGCUGGAAACUUUCCUUACUUACCCCAUGUUUCAGAUUCCUAGAUAUAUUAUAACACUUCAUGAACUUCUGGCUCACACACCACAUGAACAUGUAGAGCGGAAAAGCCUGGAAUUUGCUAAAUCUAAACUAGAAGAACUUUCACGGGUGAUGCAUGAUGAAGUGAGUGACACUGAAAACAUCAGGAAGAAUCUGGCCAUAGAGAGAACAAUAGUAGAAGGCUGUGAUAUAUUGCUUGAUACCAGCCAAACUUUCAUACGCCAAGGUUCCCUUAUUCAAGUCCCUUCAGUUGAGAGAGGAAAGCUUAGUAAAGUACGCCUGGGAUCAUUAUCUUUGAAGAAGGAAGGAGAAAGGCAGUGCUUCUUAUUUACAAAACAUUUUUUAAUUUGUACACGAAGCUCAGGAGGAAAAUUGCAUCUUCUCAAGACAGGAGGUGUUCUGUCUUUAAUAGAGUGCACACUGAUCGAGGAGACCGACACGAGUGAUGAUGAUUCAAAAGGUUCUGGACAAGUAUUUGGACACCUUGAUUUCAAGCUUGUAGUUGAACCUGCGGAUGCUCCUCCUUUUACUGUUGUUCUUUUAGCCCCAUCACGACAAGAGAAAGCUGCAUGGACAAGUGAUAUAAGUCAGUGCAUUGAUAAUAUAAGGUGCAAUGGCUUAAUGACCAUAGUGUUUGAGGAAAACUCUAAAGUCACAGUGCCACAUAUGAUCAAAUCUGAUGCUCGUCUGCACAGAGAUGACAUUGAUAUCUGCUUCAGCAAAACACUGAAUUCCUGCAAGGUACCCCAAAUCCGUUACGCAAGCGUUGAGCGCCUUUUGGAGCGGCUAACUGACUUGAGAUUUCUAAGUAUCGAUUUCCUCAACACUUUCCUGCAUACUUACCGCAUAUUUACUACUGCAGCUGUUGUACUGGAAAAACUUUCAGACAUAUACCGACGGCCCUUCACUUCCAUUCCUGUCAGAUCUUUGGAAUUAUUCUUUGCUACCAGUCAAAACAACAGAGGAGAGUAUCUGGCUGAUGGGAAGUCGCCACAUCUCUGUCGCAAGUUUUCUUCUCCUCCUCCAUUAUCACUCUCCAGAACUUCCUCACCUGUCAGAACCCGGAAACUCUCAUUGACUUCACCACUCAAUUCAAGGAUUGGUGCCCUUGACCUUUCUACUUCAUCUGUGGCAAGCAGUCCUACCUCGAACUACAGCCCUGCCACCUCGCCACCCCCAACAGGUAGCAAAGUACCACUGGACCUUAGCAAAGGGCCCUCAUCACCUGAGCAAAGCCCUGGCUCCAUCGAGGACAGCUUGGAGAACCCUCGCAUUGACCUCUGCAACAAGCUGAGGAGAAGCAUUCGAAGAGCAGUUUUAGAAUCUGUGUCAGUGGACCGGACAAUUCCUGAAAGCACAUCCGCAGUGGAUACUACAGAGCUUUCCCCGUGUAGAUCCCCUUCAACACCACGUCAUCUUCGCUAUCGUCAACCAGGAGUACAAACUGCUGACAACAGCCACUGCUCAGUUUCACCUGCUUCUGCCUUUGCUAUUGCUACAGCUGCUGCAGGGCAUGGGAGCCCACCAGGAUUUAACAAUUCUGAACGCAUGUGUGACAAAGAGUUUAUCAUACGCAGAGCAGCCACGAAUCGUGUCCUAAAUGUCUUGCGCCACUGGGUCUCCAAGCAUUCUCAGGAUUUUGAGCUAAACAAUGAGCUGAAAAUGAAUGUGUUAAAUUUGCUUGAAGAAGUUUUGAGAGACCCUGACCUUCUGCCGCAAGAAAGGAAAGCUACAGCAAAUAUACUGAGGGCUCUUUCUCAGGAUGAUCAAGAUGAUACCCAUUUAAAAAUAGAAGAUAUAAUUCAGAUGUCAGAUUGUCCAAAACCAGAAUGCUUUGAGACUUUGUCAGCCAUGGAGCUUGCAGAGCAAAUAACUCUUUUAGAUCAUGUAGUUUUCCGAAGCAUACCCUAUGAAGAGUUUCUUGGGCAGGGCUGGAUGAAAGUGGAUAAAAAUGAGAGAACACCAUAUAUUAUGAAAACUAGCCAACAUUUUAAUGAUAUGAGUAACCUCGUUGCCUCCCAAAUCAUGAACUACGCUGAUGUCAGCUCCCGGGCUAACUCCAUUGAAAAGUGGGUAGCAGUAGCUGAUAUUUGUCGAUGCAUGCACAAUUAUAAUGGUGUGUUAGAAAUCACCUCAGCCUUGAACAGAAGUGCAAUCUACAGGCUUAAGAAAACUUGGGGUAAAGUAUCCAAACAGACAAAAGCUCUCAUGGACAAGCUUCAGAAGACUAUAUCAUCCGAAGGAAGAUUUAAGAACCUCAGAGAAACACUCAAGAAUUGUAACCCACCAGCUGUUCCCUACCUUGGAAUGUACCUGACAGACCUGGCAUUUAUUGAAGAAGGAACACCAAACUUCACUGAGGAAGGCCUUGUUAAUUUUUCCAAAAUGAGAAUGAUCUCACAUAUCAUCAGGGAAAUACGCCAGUUCCAGCAGACCUCCUACCGCAUAGAGCAUCAGCAGAAGGUCACUCACUAUUUACUUGACAAGACACUCAUCAUAGAUGAAGAUACCUUGUAUGAACUUUCCCUAAAGAUUGAGCCCAGACUCCCUGCCUGAAAAGCCAGCUUUGCCUCAGAGUCUACAGAAAGCUUUAGUACAAUGAACAGAAUCAUGCAUGCCAAGUCCUAAAGACAGCAAGGGAAACUGAGAAGAAUGCAAGAUCUCUUUUCUAGUAAGAGAUACAGAGCCUCACAGCAUUUCCCUUUCAGGCAAUGAAAACAAGCAUUGGAGGUGGAAGACGAAGAUUAUUCCUACCUGGAUUAUGUGAUUGCUGCUUUGCAAAGACAAUAUUUUGCAGUAGGGACUAUGCAUUUCAUGGACAAUAGGAGACCUUCCUGUGAAUGGAUACUCAUUGUAGCCACUUCAUGUGACAGCUAAAGGGGACAGAUUUAACUGAUGGUAAUAUACUCAGGUAUAUUAAGAUAAAUAAGCAAAAUGAGAUGACUGUCGUGUGGUCUGGGUUGAUGGCUAACUUAGGUGUUCAGUGAGGCAGUAAUGGUAGUGUUGUCCUCAUAAUGGUGUUAAUUUCAUUG